Messenger RNA from Acytostelium subglobosum LB1, 6117 nucleotides. RefSeq lists its product as hypothetical. The coding region runs from base 1 to 6117 and encodes 2038 amino acids. Lineage: Eukaryota; Evosea; Eumycetozoa; Acytosteliales; Acytosteliaceae. Gene Ontology annotation, molecular function: endopeptidase inhibitor activity. The record is from RefSeq and is a predicted model, not a curated record. The transcript is spliced from 3 exons.
AUGUUUGCAGUGUCCUUGUUGAUGGUGUAUCAGUAUACAUCGCUGACAAGGAACUCGGCUGUACGUAUAGACAAUGAUGCCACGGCUCAACAAUCAAACAAACAAUAUAACAAUGCAUGGUCCAGUGUGGACAAGUCCAUAAAGAUGUUGGCCCCAGACAUCAUGCCAUCGAGGAUUGGCAAGGGCGUGCGCCACAUGGCCGACUCACCAGCAGAGCCCCAAAGACGUACGAUUGUCGUCAACCCCAACAUGACGCUCUCGUCGCUGCCGUUCAAAGUGAUCUCCAUCCUGCCGUCGGCCGAGGACCCCACCACGCCCUACGAGCUGUCUGGCGGCAACUCGCCCAUCACCGUCAUCUUCAAUCGUCCAGUCAUUGCCAUUGGCACUGAGGACCUCGAUCACCAGGACGUCAGCAGCUUCUUCAAACUGCGCUGUAACUCUGCGGUGCCAGUGGACGGCCGCUACCGUUGGGUGACCACCUCCAUCGCCCGUUUCGACGUCAAUGGCGCAUGGCCAACCGAUCUCAAUUGUACAUUUACGGUGGACCCUGCUGCCAAGACAUAUGACGGUGCAUCAUUGUCUGAGACCCCGACCCCCGUGCUCUACACCACGCCACAGUUGACGAUGAGCAUCUACACGGUCACCUCGGAGAAGUCUGACCAAUUGACCAACAACACCUGGAAUCCAUUCACCAAUGCCUUGCAACAGAAUGGCUCAUCGUACAAUGGCAACUACCCAGAGGUACCACCCGACGGCAUUGUCUACGUCACACUGAGCUACGACUUCCAGCUGGCUGCCGUUCGCACCAGUCUCAAGGCCAUCCGUGUGUCUGAUGGAGCUACCAUUCGCUUCAACUUUGUCAACUGCAAUCAAUCUGGCAUCAAUACUGCCAGAGUAUUCUGCAUUUCCUUUGAGGACCAACUUGGUGUUGGAGAAGAAUACUCCCUCAUUCUUGCUGAGGAUGCCAAGGUACAUCCCAACGCUGGACCAACCUCUGCACCACUCUCAGUUGGUGUAUACGGUCUCUUCCCAUUCGUAUUCCCCUUCCGUGUAUCAUAUCCAAUUUCAGAGAACACUCAACUACUCCUACUUCGCCAUGGCAUCCUGGACAUUGCAUCAACAGAUGUUGCCACAUUGUUGAAGGAAUCAAUCUGCUUCACUCCAAGUCUGAACUUUACCCUCAUCAUCAAGGACAUCACAUCAAUCCAAAUUGACGCAUUGUUUGAAGCUGGAAAGAAUUAUACAAUCAAAAUCAAUCCAGUUAAGACAAUACUGGAUGGAUGGAGUCUGCCUCUGCUCAAGCAUUCGGCUGACUUCCAGAUGAGAGAUGGACAGGCCUACGCGGCAGGACUCUCGCAGCAACCUCAGAUAUUCUCGCCAUCUGACAACAUCACUCAAACAUACACGAUCAAUCAGAACAAGAUGAUCUCUUACGCAUCUCUCGAUUGUGCCAGUUCACCAUACUCUGUUGCUGGAUACCCCGUUACCAAGUCCAACAUUAUUGCCGCACUCACCAGCCUUGCCACUGGCAGACCCACUGCCGAGCUUGGUGAUUCACUGGAGAACAUCACAUUGACUCAAGUACAGGACAACCAGCCCAAGGUCACAUCACUCAAUGCUAAGCGUCUCUGGCAAUCCAGUGGCGUAUUCCUAGAGUCACGCACAUCCUACAUUGACUACCAAUGCCGCCCAUACAACCAGAACCAACUCAUUCAGGAGUCUGACGUCAGUGUUGCAGUACUGGCAUACGGCCGCGACAACGCAAUCGUCUGGGUGACCAACACAACAAACAACGCCAAUGUCGAAGGCGCCACCGUCUACUUCUAUGGUCGCCAGAACGACUCGAUCGUUCUCAAGGGCAAGGCCAAGACCAGCGACAGCGGCAUCGUGUCCAUCCCCAAGAACUCCUUGCUCAAUGCCAUCGUCGUUGAAUACGGUCCCAGCAACAGACUGUUCAUCCAUCAGAUCAAUCUCGAGUACGCCUACAAUGCCGAUGAGCAGCCAAAGUACCAGUUGUUCACGGACCGCGGCAUCUACAAGCCUGGCGACGUCGUGUUGCUCAAGGGAUACAUCAAGCACACAAAGGCCCAACAGAUGACCCACACGGUCACCGUCUACUGGCAGACCGAGGACUAUGACCAAGUCACUAUGAACAUCACAUUGGAUCCAGUGUUCAACUCAUUCGACACUAACUUCACUGUGCCAAUCAACAACAAGCCUGGCCACACCUCACUCCUUGUCUCAUCGCUCAACCCCAAUGGCGACAUCGUCUCAUCCUCCUCGGCAGACUUUAUUGUUGGCGACCCUAGACUACCAAGUGGCGUUGUCACACUCGCUUCCAAUCAAACAUUCAUCGAGUAUGGCGACUCAAUGACACUCUCAAUCAAUGUCAAGACCACCAACUACCUUGGCACCGUGCAGAAUGGACAGAAUGUAACACUGCAGUACAAGUGGGCCAGCAACUUCUUUGACGAUGUAUACAAGGAUGCCAGUGGACACAUCAAUGUGAUCACCGACCAGCAUGGAGAGGCUACAGCCGUCAUCACACUGAGUGGCCAGACCUACCAAUAUGGUGACCGCAUUGAUGUCAUUGCCUCCUACUUGGACCCCUCCCGCUCAUUCAUUCAAUCGGAAACAUUCACCCGAUUCAUCACCAAUGGCGAAUACCAGUUCAAGUUCAGCCUUGCUCAGUUUACCAAUGCCCCAAGGGUCGUGCCCGGAUCACCCCAAGGCAUCUUUGUCGAGCUUUACCACAUCCCAACAAUGACCACUGUCAACGGCGUCACCGUGUCCCUCAUGCUCACCCAGUGGGAGACUGCCUUUGCCAAGCGCACUGUUGCUACCACCGUCUCGACAGACGACACCCACAAGUACUUCUGCACCUUCACCACCAACUCUGAGUAUAUUGCGCCGCCAUGCCACUUCACAAUUGACGAUCUUGAUCCUCAUGUCAUUGUUGCCCACGCCAAGGAUCCAAAGAACAACAGCAUCUCCAACACAUUCGAGGUCAACUAUGAUCCAGAGUUCUGGGCGCAGAACCCCUACAAGCUGUCCGAGUCUCUCAAUCUCUACCCCGAUCGCAACUACUAUGACGAUGCACAUCUGCCCACGAUCACCUAUUGGAAUCCAUUCGCAUCGGGCGAGGUACUGGCCUACUGGGGUUGUGACAAGUACACCAGCAUGAUGCGCAUGACCGUACCAUAUGGUGUCAACACUGUCAGCCUCCUCUCUCUACCCAAGGCAUGCCGUCAAUCCGGACUCUUCUUCUCGAUGGCAGUGCUUGGCAAGCAAGAGGGCUUUGACAUCCCCGCUGGCGUUCCCGUGUCCUCCAACAACAGGAACACAGCACGUGGCCUCACUGGCACCAAGAAUCUAAGCAUCAGACAGCCUCCAACCAUCAAUGUUACCAUCGCUCUCGACAACCCUGUUGUCACUCCAGGCUCCUCAACCAACAUCACAAUCAAGGUCACCAACUCUGCCGGCCAGCCACUCACUGGACAAGCCGAGGCAUGUGUGUUUGUUGUGGACAAGCGUGUCCUUGACUUGGUCCCACAUCCAUUGGACAAUGGCGAUGAGUUCAGAACCUACACGCCCUGGUCAAUGAUCACUGGUGAGACAUCGCGCAAUGGUAUCGUCGACAACUACAUCAUUCAGUUCAAGACCAUGCUCAGAAGACUGACCUUCAACAGAUGGCUAUAUGGCUCAUGGUAUGACAUUGAUCAGACUGACGAGGUCUUCUUCAAGGGCCACUACAACUGGCUCACCGAGUCGGCCAACAUGUUGGCACGCAAUCACCGAUGGGCAUUCAAUGACGAUAUUGCAUUCGACAGUCCAUUGGCUGCCGCUGCCCCGCCAAUGGCCGAAAUGGAUGGUGGAUCUGCAUUCCGAGGCAUGGAGAAGGGAGGUGGUGGUGGCGCGCCAAGCAACGGUGUAUCAGUGCGCAGCAACUUCCAGACCACUCCUCUCUUUGUUGCCAAGGCCCCAGUCAAGAAUGGACAGGCAGUCGUGACCCUCGACUUGCCAGACGAUUUGACUACCUUUGAGAUCCGUACAAUCAUCGUCACAAAGGACAUUGAGAUAGCCACCACCGAGGCGUCGAUCAUCAGUCGAAGAGACGUCAACAUCCUGCCCAUCCAGCCAAGAUUCGCAAGGAUUGGUGACAAGUUUGAGUGCGGUGUGUCAGUUGUCGCGAUCAACCCCAUCUCCAACAUCACCGUCACAAUCAACAUUGAACAACCAACUCUCAUGCUACUCUCCUCAAGCAACUCGUCGACAAUCAGCAUCCAACAGGGAACGACCAGCAACGUAGUGUUCUCGCUCGAGGCUCUCAGCAAGGGACCCGCUCAAAUGACCUUCUUCCUCAAGAGCUCCUCUGGAGCCAACCUCGACGCAGUCCGAGUGGAGUUUGACAUAUUGGGCAGACAGGCCCCCAUCUACCUUGGCACAAGCAUGGCCAUCACAGCUAACUCUAGUCAGCCACCAGAGGGCAUCAAGCUGCCCGCCGCCGAACCUGGCACUGGAACUUUGGAUGUUGUCGUUGGAGUUGGCCGUUACCCAUCUGUCGAGGCCAACAGUAUCCAGAUCAUGGCCGCUGGCGCAGGCAUCCUGCCAUCUUCCUCCGACCUCCUUUCACAACAGGCUGUCUUUGGCGCUCUAAUAUCAUAUGGCUUCAACCAGACCCUUAUCAAUCAGGCCAACGCUACACUCAGACAACUGGACGAGAAGCUGAAGCCAUACCUUGGACCAGACAGUAUCAACAGCUAUCCGCAUCUGACCUACCAGGACAGCUACUACCCUACACUGUACGCUAUCGUCCUGAACCGUCUGAUGAACGUCACCAAACUCCAGGGAUGGACCAUCUCUCCCUCGAUCGAUAUGUGGCGCCAGUACAUUGACCAGCAACUCAACAGACGUGUGGAGGACGCUCAUCAACACAACUACACUGUCGACAAGGAGGGCAUUGCCUACGCAUCCCUUGGUCUUGGCUACAACUGGGAGCCAACCUCACCAGACCUGGCACAAUAUGGCUGGAAGGCCCUGUCUGCCAACAUCACAGACAAUUGUGGACUGCGAUGUCAGACCUACUUUGUGCUAUCGUCGUUGUACAACUCUGCCGCUGGAUCCCCGCCCCCAGCCUUUGUCAAUUCAGUCAUCAAGAACAUUGAAAACAACAUCAGAGUACAGGGUCGCACUGCCUAUGUCACCUACGAUGCCUAUAGCAAGUCGGCUGACAUUGAGGCCUCUGCCUAUGCCGCUCUCGCCUUUAUAGAGGUUGGCCAUGAGACACCCCUGCUCGAGAAGAUUGUCAACUUUGUUGCCACUGGUGGUAUCCAACCAAACAUCGUCUAUGACUACAUUUGGAGCAUCUCAAGGGAGCAAAGGACCCUCUUAACCGUCAUCCUCACCAACUACGACAGAGUCAAGAAGAGCACACGUCCAAACCUCACUCUCACAGUGUUCAAGGAUACCCCAUCACUUGAGAUCAUGUCUGCCACAUUCGACACGAACCAUGCAACUAGUGUGUCCAACUCUGUCGACUUUAGUCUCUUGGGCAACAACGAAGGCCAGAUCAUGUUCAAGGCCGUCGGCAGCGGAGAAGUCUCAGCCGCCGUUGGAAUCACCUACGUACCUGCAACACUCCCCACCAGUCCAAUCUACCAUGGAUUCUUUGUGCAAAAGGUGAUCAAGCCACUCGGCUCCAACACUUCAGUGUCAAUGUCGCAGCUCAACAACACAUUCAAUGUCGGACAGUUGGUUGAGGUGAUCAUCACCAUCACCACCCCAGAUGACAUUGGCAAUGUUAUCAUUGAGGACGGAGCAUCCGCUGGUAUUGAACCACUUGACAACAAUGUUUACAACCUUGGCUCGGACAACAACAACAACCCAGUGCCAUACUACUUGCGAUUCUGGUACAGGCCAUUCCCAACCCAGGAGACCUACAAGACCGAGGUGAUCUUCCGUGGAAACAACAUCCGUGCCGGUUGUUACACCGUUUCCUACAAGGCCAUCGCCACUACCAAGGGUACCUUUACACUUCCACCAACCAAGGUCUACGCUCGUGACCAACCAGAGGUGUUUGGAUUGUCUGCUGGCAGCGUGUACUCAAUCCAAGCCUAA